Sphaerulina musiva SO2202 is the source of this 1059-nucleotide messenger RNA. RefSeq names its product Suc_Fer-like-domain-containing protein. The transcript is spliced from 2 exons. The record is from RefSeq and is a predicted model, not a curated record. NCBI's taxonomy places the organism in Eukaryota, Fungi, Ascomycota, Dothideomycetes, Mycosphaerellales, Mycosphaerellaceae. The coding region runs from base 13 to 1059 and encodes 348 amino acids.
AUUUGGCAUACCAUGUUCAUCCUUCGCCAUGGCAGCCGUACCGCACGUCAGGCUACAUGUAUGCGAGCACAUGUUGUGCGAUUGUCCCGAAGAACGGCAUCAAGAACAGCAAUACCAAUACCACCAGCCUCGCCACCAGUCCCAGUAGUCGAUGCAUGUCCAUCCCCCACAUGUGGUUGUCGAGCGGCGCCGUCGGGUCUUGACAUCGAUCGAGAGUCAAGCUUGAGUGGCACAAUGGCUGCGUAUGGGGAACAAAUCUUGCUAUGCACUGGGAAAGCAGAUUGGAAGAGCAAAAUCGAAGACGAGGAGGAUGCUGGACUGCUGCGGCAACUGAAGAAGUUUCUCGUAAGAGGAGGCAAAUAUGUCGAUCCUUAUCACAAUGUCUUGAUAACCAACAGCUCGUUCGCUAGCACUCCGACCAGAACAGAUCCAGACCAGACCAUGUCUGCUAGCAUGCCUCUAUCGGCGUUCUUACUUCCCAGCUUCCAGUUCGUCCCUUCGAUCCCUUCGGAUCCUGCAGCGGUGGAAUCCUUUAUCAAAGCUUUCGUCCUUCCGAGUAAACUUCACAAAUCCUACGAUACCUUCUCACCUGCGCAACGUGAGCUUCUUCUACGCCAACCUGAAGGACAGCGAGAUUUUCCCCAGGCAAGAGACGUCAACGAGAUUCUUGUUCUGAUCUGCGGACACGGUGGAAGAGAUGAGCGAUGCGGGACGCUAGGUCCCUUGCUGAGAGAUGAAUUUGAGGAGAAGCUGGAACGACAGAACAUCAAAGUGAUGAAAGAGGCCCCAGACCACAUCGAAGAACAGCAGGCCGGCAUGCCAACUGCAAGGGUCGGGACGAUAAGCCAUAUUGGUGGACAUAAAUGGGCCGGAAAUGUGAUCAUAUACAUACCACCGAGCUUCACAGACCAUCCACUAGCCGGGAAAGGGAUAUGGUAUGGCAGAGUGGGCCCCGAACAUGUGGAGGGUAUUGUUUCUCAAACGAUCAUCGACGGAAAAGUGACCAAGGACCUGUUCCGUGGUGGUAUUGAUCGCAGUGGAGAGAUCAUAAGAUUAUAG